AUGGCUGUCGGCAAGAACAAGCGUCUCUCAAAGUCCAAGAAGGGCACGAAGAAGCGGACCCAGGAUCCCUUCACCCGCAAGGACUGGUACUCCGUCAAGGCACCCUCGACCUUCAACCAGCGAGAUGUCGGCAAAACCCUGGUCAACCGCACAACGGGUCUGAAAUCGGCCAACGAUGCCCUGAAAGGACGAAUCUUCGAGGUCAGCCUGGCGGACCUGCAAAAUGACGAGGACCACGCCUUCCGCAAGGUCAAGCUGCGAGUGGACGAGGUGCAGGGCAAGAACUGCCUGACCAACUUCCACGGCCUGGACUUCACCUCUGACAAGCUGCGGUCGCUGGUGCGCAAGUGGCAGACCCUGAUCGAGGCCAACGUGACGGUCAAGACAACAGACGACUACCUGAUCCGACUGUUCGCCAUCGCCUUCACCAAGCGCCGCCCGAACCAGAUCAAGAAGACGACGUACGCGCAGUCGUCGCAGAUCCGUGCCAUCCGCAAGAAGAUGACCGACAUCAUCCAACGCGAGGCCACCUCCGUCACCCUGGCCCAGCUCACUGGCAAGCUCAUCCCCGAGGUCAUUGGCCGCGAAAUCGAAAAGACCACUCAGGGCAUCUACCCACUCCAGAACGUCCACAUCCGCAAGGUCAAGCUGCUCAAGGCCCCCAAGUUCGACCUCGGCGCCCUUCUUGCUCUGCACGGCGAGAGCGGCCAAGAUGAUGCCGGCCAGAAGGUCGAGAGGGAGUUCAAGGAGCCUGCGCCUUUGGAGAGUGUUUAA
Messenger RNA from Capronia epimyces CBS 606.96, 774 nucleotides. Its product is annotated as 40S ribosomal protein S1. Gene Ontology annotation, molecular function: structural constituent of ribosome. The record is from RefSeq and is a predicted model, not a curated record. Gene Ontology annotation, cellular component: cytosol; ribosome. The transcript is spliced from 2 exons. Gene Ontology annotation, biological process: translation. Bases 1 to 774 code for a protein of 257 amino acids. Lineage: Eukaryota; Fungi; Ascomycota; Eurotiomycetes; Chaetothyriales; Herpotrichiellaceae.